Messenger RNA from Chaetomium fimeti, 1230 nucleotides. RefSeq lists its product as uncharacterized. Gene Ontology annotation, biological process: proteasome regulatory particle assembly. The record is from RefSeq and is a predicted model, not a curated record. The transcript is spliced from 4 exons. Lineage: Eukaryota; Fungi; Ascomycota; Sordariomycetes; Sordariales; Chaetomiaceae. Gene Ontology annotation, molecular function: protein binding. Gene Ontology annotation, cellular component: cytoplasm; nucleus. The coding region runs from base 149 to 838 and encodes 229 amino acids.
GCGCAUGCCAGCUGCCGAACGCGUCAUUUGCGGCAGGCUGCAGGUGAUUUGAGACUCCGACCCGUCGCCUCCAUCGUUUUUCCUUGACUUCCAAGACGAUGAACUUGGUAUACCCAUCCUGGUCUGGAAUGAGUUCGCAGCUAGAGCCAUGAAUACACUUCACGCACCCACCGUCCCUUCGGGGCCGACCACGGCCCCCACCGCAAACGGAAAUGCGACCCAGCUCACCAUCGCUGAGCUCCAGCGGAAGAAGGACAUGGUCGAGGGGGAGCUCAAAGCGCUCGGCGGCGUGCUUGAUUCCCACGGUGUUGACAUGAACACCAACCUUCUCACUCCGGAUGGGUUUCCUCGAGCCGAUAUUGAUGUGGCGCAAAUUCGGACUACGAGAGCACGCAUCAUCCACCUCCGAAACGACUGGAAGGAUCUGAUGGGGAUCAUCGAGAAGCGACUGCACGAGCACUUUGCGAGCCUCGAGGACGGCGAUGACGAAGUUACAGCCCCUGCUGGCGCCGACACCUCUCUCCCGAGAGACUCGGUGCCUGAGACGCCUGACCAACCCUUUGCCAAGGUCAAUUCGGUGGUGGACAACAGCCCGGCCGCGGCCGCGGGCCUCCAGCCCGGCGACCUGAUCCGCAACUUUGGCUACGUGAACGUGGAAAACCACGACGGCCUAAAGAAGGUGGCAGAAUGUGUUCAAGGAAACGAAGGGCAAAACAUCCUCGUGAAGGUGUCGAGAAGCGGUGGGGGCUCCAGGCCCCAGGAACUUCGGUUGACAUUGACACCGAGGCGCGACUGGGGUGGGAGAGGGAUGCUUGGUUGCCAUAUCCUGCCGCUCUAAGCUGAGCUGACCCGGCCGUGGUUGGUGGUUCAGCUCGCGAACAUGCUGCGAACAGGCGACAUACAGCCUGUUAGGCUCCGGCUGCUUGGGCCAAAAUCGUGGCCCUGCGGCAGCCCCCACUCCGGUCUAAGACAUGGCCUUUGGACCGCGUUCUCUGCGGGUUAUUGGGCGGAGUAGGUGAUGAAGAAUGCCUGGUAUUACGGGAGUGAGAGGACAAAGGUCCCAGAAAGAGAUCCCAAUCUUGGCCAUUGACAACUUUGACGCAUCAAUAAGGCAGCAAAAUCCUGCUAAUCAUGGAUGAGCAAUCGAUGACAACUUUGACGCAUCCACGAGCCCUUUGGGCACUGAUUGUAGCUGGUGGCAAACUUUUUUUUUUUUUUUUUUUUUUUUUU